Python bivittatus (Burmese python) is the source of this 435-nucleotide messenger RNA. Lineage: Eukaryota; Metazoa; Chordata; Lepidosauria; Squamata; Pythonidae. The record is from RefSeq and is a predicted model, not a curated record.
GGGGGCAUCCCACCGGUGUUGGGCUCUCCUCCCGAGUCUGUCAUCCAGGCAGCGGGAGCUCCGGUCACCGCCAGCCAGGCCCCCGCGUCGCUUCUACAGCAGCCAGCACCUCUGCCUCCAGCCGCAGAAGUGCAGUCUGGUCCAGAGCUCUUGGCAGCAAAGGAGGUUGCCCCCUUAUUAGCCAAGGAAGAAGGGAUAGAAGUCACUCCACUGCCCCCUACCAGUACAGCAGGAAGCGUUGCUGCUUCUGCCCGGGAUAAGCAUCAGGAAGAUAUUGAGGAGCUGGAGACCAAAGCUGUGGCUUUCUCCCCAGAUGGUCGUUUUUUGAAGUUUGACAUUGAGAUUGGCAGAGGCUCCUUCAAGACUGUCUACAAGGGACUAGACACUGAGACCACAGUGGAGGUUGCUUGGUGUGAGCUGCAGGUAUUGAAGUGA